AUGCUGAAGCCGGCUCCACAAGGUGAUACGUUUGAGCAAGGGCUGUUCAUCUCGUCGCAAAGAGAACUUGAGGAUGAGCAUGCUAGAUACCGUGAAGUACGGCUCUCGAGUAAAUGGAGAUGGAUCUACAAACUACGGUUUUUCCUUGUGGAUUAUGUAUGGGACCCUCUACAUACAAUAGGGAGGUUUGUGGAAUUGAGCGUGAUAUUCCUCCCUGUGCUGUUAACAAUACCUGUGGGAUGGUUUGGGACCCGUGGUGAAAAGCUCUGGUUCAAGAUCUUGAAGAUCUCUCUGGAGAAUGCUGGUGCUUCCUUUGUGAAGUUGGGUCAAUGGGCCGCCUCAAGAACUGAUAUCUUCCCACGUGCGCUCUGUGAAGAGCUGGGAUCUUUACACUCCAAUUCCAAGGCCCACAGCCUAUCUUACACAAAGAGUGCCCUGUCGCAGUCGUUUGGACUGCCAUUUGAUGAAAUCUUUCAAGAAUUCAACGAGACACCUGUUGGUGUUGGUGCGAUUGCGCAGGUCUACACGGCGACGCUAUCCAAGAAAGUUUUGGAGAAUGUUGAAUUCCACGCGGUGAAGAACAAGAGAUCUUGGUUUAACACGGUGUUCAACGAUGCACCUUUGCCAAAUCAAAAGGUUGCGAUCAAAGUGAUGCAUCCAAAUGUUGAACGAGAAAUACAUAGAGAUUUGAAGGUUAUGAACUUCUUUGCAAGUGCAAUUGAUAUUAUCCCAACGAUGGAAUGGCUUUCACUGCCAGAUGAGGUUAAAAACUUUGGCAUACUGAUGAACUUACAACUGGAUCUGAGAAUUGAGGCGCUGAACUUGCAACGGUUCCAGGAGAAUUACAAAGAUGAUUUCUUUGUUAAUUUCCCAACACCCUAUCUGACUUAUUGUAAUAGAGAUAUCCUGGUUGAAGAGUACAUCAAUGGGCUGCAAAUGUCAACGAUUUUGGAGUUGAAGCAAAACAACAAGUUGAACAAUGAACUAUCACACAAGUUGAGUGAUAAAGUUAUAGAUUCGUUCUUGCAUAUGUUGAUCUUGGGGAAUUUCAUCCACUCUGAUUUGCACCCUGGUAACAUCUUUGUUAGAUUUGUGAAGCCAAACGAAAUGAACAACGAUAUCUUGUCAACUGAUGUUCAACGGGAUCAAAUUUCCACCAAAUUGAAAAAGGCAGAUGACCUCGAAACUUUAUCAUCGGAGCUGAACCAGCUUACGGAAAUGGGAUUCUAUCCAGAAGUGUGUUAUAUCGAUGCUGGAUUAGUAACAGAGCUGAAUGAGAAGAACCGUGUUAAUUUCAUUGCCCUUUUCAACGCGUUAGCAGAGUUUGAUGGCUAUAAAGCUGGUGAGCUUAUGAUUGAGCGUUCCAAGACCCCAGAAACUGCAAUUGAUCCUGAAAUAUUUGCGCUAAAAACUGAGCGAUUGGUUGAUAAGAUCAAGCAGAGAACUUUCACUUUGGGAACUGUGUCGAUUGGUGACUUACUGGAUAGAAUGCUUUCCAUGGUUAGGGUGCACCAUGUUCGUAUGGAGGGUGAUUUCGUCUCUGUCGUUGUAGCGAUUUUGCUCUUGGAAGGAAUUGGACGACAAUUGGAUCCCGAUAUGGAUCUGUUUGCAAGCUCACUGCCUAUUCUGAGACAAGUAGGUCUUCAUGACCGUAAGCUACUAGAUGCAGGAGAUAAGUUAUCAAUGCUCAAGGUUUGGAUUGCUUUAGAGGUGAGACAAUUCAUCAGCUUGAGUGUACAAGAUAUUUACAGAUUGGUCAAAUCAGAUGGACUUUGUCCAAACUAUUAA
This is a messenger RNA of Williopsis jadinii, 1788 nucleotides long. It is a transcript of the gene CQD1, whose product is annotated as Cqd1p. Gene Ontology annotation, biological process: protein phosphorylation. Bases 1 to 1788 code for a protein of 595 amino acids. The record is from RefSeq and is a predicted model, not a curated record. Gene Ontology annotation, cellular component: mitochondrion. The transcript is spliced from 3 exons. Lineage: Eukaryota; Fungi; Ascomycota; Saccharomycetes; Phaffomycetales; Wickerhamomycetaceae. Gene Ontology annotation, molecular function: protein kinase activity; ATP binding.